AUGGCAAGUUUCAGUUCCAUCUUCCAUUCCAGGAAGCUCAUUAUAUUCCUCAACACUUCCUUCGCAUCUCUCCUAGCUUUCCUCCUCAUAACUUCAACUUUCCUUCCCUCCUUUGAACUCCAAGGCGAGAAACUGAUCAUUGGAGCACAAGCCAGAGCCAUCAGCUGCAAAAUUCAUGACUAUGAAGAUCACAACACCAAAUGCCUCUACCUCAAAUCGUACACCUCUUCAGCUUGCAGCUCCAAAGGCUACAUAAACUACCUCCAAAUCUUCUACUGCACAUGUGGCCAAUCCCCACUACUCGGCCACUCCUUCCUUUUCCUAUGGCUUGCCGUUCUCUUCUACCUCCUAGCCAACACAGCAGCAGAAUACUUCUGCUCUUCACUAGAGAGCUUGUCAACUCUCCUGAAGCUCUCCCCCACAAUAGCUGGUGUAACCCUCCUCUCCCUAGGAAAUGGCGCCCCGGAUGUUUUCUCGAGCAUAGUCUCCUUCACAAGCUCAGGAAAUGGUGGUGUAGGGCUAAACAGUGUGUUGGGAGGUGCAUUUGUUGUGUCCAAUGUUGUGGUCGGUGUUAUCAGCACAUUGAUCAGUAGCCAUGAAGUUGCAAUUGAGAAAUCUAGCUUCAUUAGAGAUGUUUGCUUCUUUCUCUUCUCACUUGCUUCCCUCCUCUUGAUUCUCGUAGUGGGAGAAAUCACAUUGUGGGUUGCCAUCCUUUUCCUCUCCAUAUACAUUCUCUAUGUCUGUGUAGUUCUGUUCAUGCAAUUCUACAGUAAGAAACAGAACAAUGUGAGUUUAAAGCCUUCAACUUUGGAUAGCCUUGAGAAUGGUGUCCCACUUCUAGGCUAUGUUGAUGAUCAAGAACCACCACCAGUUUCGUCGAAACCCAGCUUCCCACUAGAGGAUCAUCACCAAGAAAGUUCAAAACUACUCUGCAUUGGCAAAGUGCUACAUCUCUUGGAGCUACCACUUUACCUUCCAAGGAGGCUGACAAUACCAGUUGUGAGUGAGGAGAAAUGGUCAAAGCCAUUUGCAGUUGCUUCAGUCUCACUAUCUCCAAUCCUAUUGACAGCACUCUUCAACACACAGAGGCAGAAGAAGUUCGGUUCAAGUGGGAACCUAGUGAGUUACUUUGCGGCGGGGCUAGUUGGGAUUGUGCUUGGGAAUCUAGCAUUCGUGAACACAAACAGCAGCAGCCCACCAAAGAAGUGGCUGUUUCCAUGGCUAGCUGGUGGGUUCCUUAUGAGUGUAACGUGGACUUAUAUCAUUGCUGAGGAGCUGGUUUCUCUGUUGGUCUCAAUGGGUUACAUACUUGGGAUAGACCCUUCAGUUUUGGGGCUGACACUUCUAGCUUGGGGGAACUCACUUGGGGAUUUGAUAACCAAUGUGGCCAUGGCUGUGAAUGGUGGGCCAGAUGGGGCCCAAGUUGCCAUCUCUGGGUGCUAUGCUGGGCCCAUGUUUAACACCCUGUUGGGUUUGGGGGUGUCCUUUGUUAUCUCUGCUUGGGACAGUUACCCUUCGAGUUAUGUGAUCCCUGGAGAUGGUUCUUUGUAUGAGACUUUAGGGUUUCUGAUGGCUGGGUUGGUUUGGGCACUUGUGGUUCUGCCUUGGAAGGGUAUGAAGCUCGAUAGGGUUCUUGGAGUGGGGCUCCUGUGUAUAUAUUUGUGCUUCUUGGUCUUGAGGCUUUGUAGGGCUGUUGGUGGUGGGUUUGGUCUCUAA
This is a messenger RNA of Linum tenue, 1716 nucleotides long. Lineage: Eukaryota; Viridiplantae; Streptophyta; Magnoliopsida; Malpighiales; Linaceae. The record is from the annotation of a GenBank genome assembly.